AUGAUCAGAUCGGUGUUGAUUCGUAACAGCAGUCGCUGUUUCGUUCGUCAUGGUUCAUCCUCGACAUCCGCUCUGGCUUAUAAGCAAUUGCACAGACAUGCUUCCAGACCACCUUUGCCCACUUUAGAGACUCCUUCUUGGAGUGCUGAUAGUGCGGUGUCAUCUAUUCUCUACGAGACCCCUGUUGCCUCGAGACAACCUAGAAAACAGCACGUUUUGAACUGUUUGGUGCAAAAUGAACCAGGUGUAUUAUCGAGAAUCUCUGGUACUUUAGCUGCAAGAGGUUUCAACAUUGACUCAUUGGUUGUCUGUAACACGGAGGUUAAGGAUUUGAGUAGAAUGACUAUCGUGUUGCAGGGACAGGACGGUGUCAUCGAGCAGGCUAGAAGACAAAUUGAAGAUUUGGUUCCCGUAUACGCCGUGCUGGACUACUCAAACUCCGAAAUCAUCAAGAGAGAGUUAGUAUUGGCUCGUGUGUCAUUGUUGGGUGCUGAGUAUUUCGAGGAUUUGUUGUUGCAUCACCACAAGAGCACCAUUGAGGCGGAAGACUCCGGUGAUUUGGUCUCCGAGAUCAGAGAGAAGAAAUUCCAUCCAACCAAUUUGCCAAUGAGUGAAGUGCUAAGAUUGAAGCACGAACAUUUGAACGAUAUUUCUAAUUUGGCCAAGAAUUUUGGUGGUAAAGUUGUUGAUAUUAGCGAUGGAAGUUGUAUCGUAGAGCUUUCGGCCAAGCCUUCCCGUAUUAGUGCUUUCUUGAAAUUGAUUGAACCUUUUGGUGUGUUGGAAUGUGCCAGAAGUGGUAUGAUGGCACUGCCAAGAAUCCCAGUCAAGAGCUCACUGGAAGAAGCUGAAGAAGCUGAGCAGUUGAACGAUAUCGUCGACCUCAGUCAACUACCACCGGGUUAA
Molecule: messenger RNA, 903 nt
Organism: Torulaspora delbrueckii
Lineage: Eukaryota; Fungi; Ascomycota; Saccharomycetes; Saccharomycetales; Saccharomycetaceae
Gene: ILV6
Product: acetolactate synthase regulatory subunit
Exons: 1
Coding region: 1-903 (300 amino acids)
Biological process (GO): branched-chain amino acid biosynthetic process
Cellular component (GO): acetolactate synthase complex; mitochondrial nucleoid
Molecular function (GO): acetolactate synthase regulator activity
Source: RefSeq, a predicted model, not a curated record